UGGAGCAGGUCCUCACCCCACUGUCCCGGAGCUUCUUCGGACACGCCGGCUAGCGAACCGUCCCCGCAGCCGUCUUUCUUCCUCAGCAGCUCUUUCCUCGCUGAGUUUUCUGGGAGCAUAAAAGGAGAAGGCCCGGGGACGCCCCAAACCCCUUUAGCUCGUGCCCAUUGCAAAUGCCAGUACCGCCAUGGGCUUCACCAUCUCCUCCCUCUUCUCCCGCCUCUUCGGCAAGAAGCAGAUGCGCAUUUUGAUGGUUGGAUUGGAUGCUGCUGGCAAGACGACCAUUCUGUAUAAACUGAAGUUAGGGGAGAUAGUCACCGCCAUUCCUACCAUUGGUUUUAAUGUGGAAACAGUAGAAUAUAAGAACAUUUGUUUCACAGUAUGGGAUGUUGGUGGUCAAGAUAAAAUUAGGCCUCUCUGGAGGCAUUCCUUUCAAAAUACCCAGGGUCUUACUUUUGUGGUAGAUAGCAAUGAUCGUGAAAGAAUUCAGGAAGGAGCAGAAGAGCUGCAGAAAAUGCUUCAGGAAGAUGAGUUGCGAGAUGCAGUGUUGCUGCUUUUUGCAAACAAACAGGACUUGCCGAAUGCUAUGGCCAUUAGUAAAAUGACGGAUAAAUUAGGUCUUCAGUCCCUUCGUAACAGAACAUGGUAA
Odocoileus virginianus texanus is the source of this 649-nucleotide messenger RNA. RefSeq names its product ADP-ribosylation factor 4-like. Gene Ontology annotation, molecular function: GTP binding; GTPase activity. Lineage: Eukaryota; Metazoa; Chordata; Mammalia; Artiodactyla; Cervidae. Gene Ontology annotation, cellular component: cytoplasm; plasma membrane. Gene Ontology annotation, biological process: intracellular protein transport; vesicle-mediated transport. The record is from RefSeq and is a predicted model, not a curated record.